Molecule: messenger RNA, 1898 nt
Organism: Vitrella brassicaformis
Lineage: Eukaryota; Vitrellaceae
Source: the annotation of a GenBank genome assembly
GUCUCAUGCAACCAGCUGCAGGCAUACUCACCUGACUGACACACAUCGCAUUCAGCCAUUCAGCCAGCCAUCCAUCCAUCCAUCAGCCAUCCGGUCGGUCAAUGUUCUCUCUGCCUGCCUCCCACACACGCUGCACGGACAAACGCAUCAAACGCAUCAAACGCAUCAAUCAAACGCAUCAAUCAGAUGACGGCUCGUGUGGCGGCCAGUACAGCAGUGGCGACGGUGAGUGCGGUGUAGAGGGCGUGCUUGCGCGAUGCGUCGCCGCCAGGUUUGAUGCAUUCUUUCUCCUCCUUCUCGACGUAGUCGCCGCUGUCCUUGGGGUCCCAUGGGAUCCGCGGGCCGAAGGGAAUCAUCCACUUGGACGUGUUGCUCUCCAUGUAACCGUACCUGGUGAGUGAGACGCGACACGACACGAGAAAGAUGAGAGUGUGGGAAUUGAAGUGGAUGUCUUUCUUACUGUCUGUAGCCCUCCCUUCGGUGGAUGGUGUGGAAGAGGUACUUGCCCCCCUGGCUGAGGCACUUCUUCUCGAAGUCGCGGGUGCAGAAACACACUGACAGCAGCAGAUUGGCGUUGAGCUUCACACAGCACUCGCUCAACAGACCGUUGCACGUCGCCCAGUGACCGCUGCCCGGACCGCAGGGCAUCCCCUCCUCAGCUACACACACACACACACACACACACAGAGAGAGAGAGAGAGAGACACGGGAGACACACAGAGAGAGGGAGACACGUGCAGGUGAACAGACACAAACAACAGGCGCCUUUUGGUUGCGUCGAUAUCGCCCAUCCAUAUAUUCACCGGUUCCGGUGAAUUUCUCCUUUUCGAAUUUGAGUUGGUGCGGCCCGGCUCGUAGAAGCCCAGUCUGUUGUACUUUUUGGUCCUGGCGUCGAAGUAGUGGUAGUAACCGCCGUCGCCAAACGGAUGCGGCUCGAAGAUCAACGGCACGAAAACUUCCGGCUUGACCCCUGCCUCGGCGGCCCCUUUGCCCUUCCCUGCUGCUGUUUCUGCUGCUGCUGGUGCUGGUGCUGGUGCUGUUGCCCCUGGUGCGGCUCCUUCUGGUAGUGGUGGGGCGACGGUCUUGGCGCCGGUGUUGAUCAUGAGGUCAGCGGAGUUGAAGCACUUUUGGUACUCGAGACACUUGGCAGUCGGUUUGCCGAUGGUCAUGGACUGGUAGUUCAUGCAGCACUGAAGGGUGACCUUCUCCUGGGGGUCGCGACACCGGUCAAACACACCCGUACCAGGGCCGCAUGGCUCGCCCUCCUUGGCUGCACGACAGCCCAAAACACACACGCACACACACACACACACACAUCCGCGUGGCGUCGAAGCAAGGGCGGGGCGUCAUUGCAAGUGCAUGCAGCCCCAGCAAUCAAUACCCAGGGGAGCGUCGAGGUAUGAGUGCGUAUAGAUGGCUUCGAGCCCGGGGCUCUUCUUGACCGUCCAGUCGGGCUUCGACAGGUCCGUCUUGGUCGGUGACAAGGAGCUAGACGAAUUACCACCACCAACAGGGGCAGCAGCAGCAGCAGAGAGAGCAGCAGAGAGAGAGGCAGGAGGGGCAAUCAUGCUGAUCCGUUGAUUCUUCGCUGUGACCGUCAUUGCAGAGGCAGUUGCAGAGCUGCUGUCGCUCGUGUUAGUGGUGGCCGUUGUGCCAGUGGUGGCUGAGCUGGCUGUUGAAUUGGCUUUGGUCUUGCUGACGUCCUUGGCGGCCCGCAUGGCCGGCUGCACGAGCUGCUGUUGAGGGCGGGAGGCAAUGAUGUCGCCAUGGCCGCACUGCGACAGCAUCAGGCAAAAGAACAUUAAGCAUGCGGCGAUGGGGCUUAUACAAGGCGGCAUUGUGAAGUCGCUCCUAUCCCUGAUGGGCCAACGAUGAGGGAGAACAAGAAAGCAAAAUCA